This is a messenger RNA of Ziziphus jujuba (common jujube), 2816 nucleotides long. RefSeq names its product probable LRR receptor-like serine/threonine-protein kinase At2g23950. The transcript is spliced from 11 exons. The coding region runs from base 606 to 2603 and encodes 665 amino acids. Gene Ontology annotation, biological process: protein phosphorylation. Gene Ontology annotation, molecular function: ATP binding; protein binding; protein kinase activity. The record is from RefSeq and is a predicted model, not a curated record. NCBI's taxonomy places the organism in Eukaryota, Viridiplantae, Streptophyta, Magnoliopsida, Rosales, Rhamnaceae.
AAGGAUCACAGGCACAUUAGGCAACGCCACAGAAAAACAGUGUGGGCUCUGUCUAUCUUUCUCUCUCUCACUCAGUUGUCAAAGGCUCUAUUAGGUAUGGGUUUUUGAUUCUCUCCUGAGCCUGCCCAAAACCCACCGUUUUUGGGUUUUUUUGGGUUUUUGAAUCUUACUGAGCUGGCCUUCACCAUCUCCAUGUUUUAGGCUGGAAGAAGCGAAAACAGAAGCGCAUGUUAGAACCCACUCUAUAGCUUGAGUACAAUCACAGUAGCAACUCCACCUCUCUCUCUCUCAAUUUCUAAGCAACCAAACACACUUCCCCACUCCCUCCCUUUUUCUUUCUCCUAUGAAAACUUGUACCACCCACUCACCCACCCACCUGAUUCUCUCUUUCUGUCCAUAACAUAUAAACAUAUACAGUCUGUAUCUGUUUUUGCUUUUCCUUUUUUCUUCUUUUUUUCUUUUUAUUUUCUUUUAUAAUUUUUUGUAAAGAAAGUAAAGUAAUAUAUUAGUGACUGAAAAAAGAGAGCUGUGAAAGACCCAAGAAAAGAAAGGAAGAAAAAGAAAGAGACACAUUAAAAGAGAGAACGGUGGAAUUGUCGUCUUUCAUGCUCUUUCCUGUGAAAAAAAAAAAAAAAAAACAUGUUCUUCUUCUUCUUGAUCUCCAUUCCAUAACCAUGUCUCUCAAGCUUUCCCUUCUUCUUUUGCUCUCUUCUGCGGCUCUCUGUUCCUCAUAUGAGCCUCGAAACCAUGAAGUGGACUCUUUGAUAAUUAUGAAAACAGACUUGAAUGAUCCACACGGUGUGUUGAACAACUGGGAUGAAGACUCUGUGGACCCUUGUAGCUGGGCUAUGAUCACUUGCUCGCCUGACAAUGUUGUGAUUGGACUGGGAGCUCCGAGCCAGUCUCUUUCUGGAACUCUCUCCGGGGCAAUUGGAAAUCUCACUAAUCUUCGACAAGUGCUGUUGCAGAACAAUAAUAUCUCCGGAAAAAUUCCAUUGGAGCUCAGUGCCCUUCCGAAGCUUCAGACCUUGGAUCUCUCUAACAAUAGAUUCUCCGGUGUUAUCCCGGACGCACUGGGUCAGUUGAAUAGUCUCCAAUACCUGAGGCUGAACAACAAUAGCUUGUCUGGGCCUUUUCCAGUGUCUUUAGCAAAAAUCCCUCAACUUGCUUUCUUGGACUUGUCUUAUAACAAUCUAAGUGGACCAGUGCCCAAAUUUCCAGCCAGAACUUUCAAUAUUGUGGGAAACCCAAUGAUUUGUGGAAGCAGCACUAUUGAAAGUUGUUCUGGAUCAAUCACUCCUGUUCCUCUUUCCUUCUCACUGGAAUCAUCUCCUGGGAAUCAAAAGUCCAAAAAACUAGCUGUUGCACUUGGGGUCGGCCUCAGCUGUGCCUUUCUCAUGCUUCUAUGGAUUGGAAUUCUUUGGCAUAGAAAGAAGCAAAGAUGCCAAACCAUCCUGAACAUAAGCGACCUUCAAGAAGAGGGACUCAUGAGAUUAGGCAACCUCAGAAGCUUCACUUUCAAAGAGCUUCAACUAGCAACAGAUAAUUUUAGCUCCAAGAACAUACUUGGCGCGGGAGGUUUUGGCAAUGUGUACAAGGGAAAGAUAGGAGACGGAACUCUGGUAGCUGUGAAACGGCUGAAAGACAUAAAUGGAACAGCCGGAGAAUCGCAGUUUCGAACAGAAUUAGAGAUGAUCAGCCUGGCUGUUCAUCGGAAUUUGCUUAGACUAAUUGGAUAUUGUGCUACCUCUAAUGAGAGGCUUCUGGUGUACCCUUACAUGUCUAAUGGUAGUGUCGCAGCCAGGCUUAGAGGAAAGCCAGCACUAGAUUGGAACACAAGGAAGAGGAUUGCAAUUGGUGCAGCAAGGGGUCUUUUAUAUUUACAUGAGCAAUGCGACCCGAAGAUAAUCCACAGAGAUGUGAAGGCUGCAAAUGUGCUCCUGGAUGACUAUUACGAGGCAAUUGUUGGUGAUUUUGGCCUUGCGAAGCUCCUUGACCACGCCGAUUCCCAUGUGACUACUGCAGUCCGUGGAACAGUUGGGCACAUUGCACCGGAAUACCUCUCCACUGGUCAAUCAUCUGAGAAAACUGAUGUUUUUGGAUUUGGAAUUCUCUUGUUAGAGCUGAUAACUGGAAUGAGAGCUCUUGAAUUUGGCAAGACAGUUAAUCAGAAAGGAGCCAUGCUCGAGUGGGUUAAGAAAAUACAACAGGAAAAGAAAAUUGAAGUGUUGGUGGACAGAGAGUUGGGCAACAACUAUGACCGGAUUGAAGUGGGGGAGAUGCUGCAGGUGGCUCUUUUAUGCACUCAGUACCUACCAGCUCACCGCCCCAAGAUGUCGGAAGUGGUGCGGAUGCUCGAAGGCGAUGGCCUAGCUGAGAAGUGGGCAGCAUCACAUAAUCAUGGUAGUUCACACAUAAGCCACUCUCAUCCUCACAGCAAUAACAACAACAACAAAAGCAUGUCCCGCCCUACCACAACUGCUAUUUUAAAACAUGAUUGCAGUGAAAACGAACGUUCAAGCCUGUUUGGAACAACAAUGGAUGAGGAUGAUGAUGACCAUUCCUUGGAUUCCUAUGCCAUGGAACUUUCUGGUCCAAGAUAGGAAAAAAAGUAAAAAAAAAAAAUACGAGAGUAAUGAAUUUUUUUCUAUUUAAUUCUUUACAAAGCCAAAGUUAACGUUGUUGCAAGAUUAAAAAAGAAAAAAAGAAAAAAAGGUUUUUAAUUAUCGGUUUGGGAAAUCAAGUGUUGUAACUUUUAGGCUUGUGGGUUUGUUAUUUUGUAAUGUAUAUAAAGCAUCAUAUAUAUAUUUUUUAAA